AUAAAUUUACACGCGAGGACGCCUAGAUACUUGGGCUUGUAUUCUUAGGAGAAGGCAGAGUGUUCCGUAUAAAAAUGUCCGGGCUUAGAAAGCAGAAAGAAUAUGACUGGAAGGACUCUAACUUGGCUCUAUUUGGAAGUGACACCGAGAAAAAUGUAAAAAAAGAAUCAGCCCAGACUGAAACCGCUUGGAUUGGCGCUGGGGAGAAGCCGGGAAUGAAGAUAUGGCGAAUUGUUAAGUUUAAGGUUACUAAAUGGCCUGAAGAAAAUUAUGGAAGCUUUUACAAUGGAGAUUCAUACAUAAUUCUGCGGACGAAGAAAGAAAAUGAGGAACUUGUUCAUGAUGUGCAUUUCUGGAUCGGCAAAAAAUCUACAGCGGAUGAGUAUGGUACAGCUGCCUACAAGACUGUGGAGCUGGACACCUUUCUUGAUGACAAGCCAGUUCAGCACAGGGAAGUUGAAGGCCACGAGUCAGACUUAUUCAAGAGCUAUUUCUCUGAGAUGACUCUUUUAGAUGGAGGAGCUGAGAGUGGCUUUAAACAUGUUGGACCUAAGGAAUACACCCCCAGGCUUUUCCUUGUUCGUGGUAACAAGAAAAAUGUGACCUUAACGAAUAUAGAGCUUGUGAAGGGUAACCUGACGAAUGAUGACUGCUUCAUUAUCGAUCUUGGACUUGAACUUUUUCAGUGGAAUGGUAUUGAUGCCAACAAGGAGGAGAAGUGGAAGGCUGGGGAGAUAUGCAGGGAUUGGAGGUCUAAACGUGGAGGAAAGCCAAGACACAUCGUUUUAGAUGAUUGCACAGUUGAGAAAAUAGAAGAGCUAGAAGAGCUAGAAGGAAUCCUUCCUGAUGGAGAAAACUCAUUCAAGAAACAGGCUGGAUCCGAGCCGUCAGAGAAAGUUCUUUUCAGCCUUUCUGACAGAACAGGGCAACUACAGUGUAAUGAGAUUGCACGUGGCAAGGAAGUUAAGAGGAGUCUGCUGAAAGAAGAUGAUGUGUAUAUCUUUGACUCUGGUCGCCACUGUUAUGUAUAUGUUGGAAAGGCAGCAAGCAUUGAUGAAAGGAGGAAUGCCAUGACCUAUGCACAUAAUUACUUGAUGAGAACCGAACACCCGUUACUGCCAGUCACCGUGAUCAAUGGUGGACAAAAGUCUGUGGAUUUUGAAAAUGCUUUCUAGCCAUCUGCCAGUAUGGAGGGGACAAUUGCUGUGAAAUCAUGACAGAUCGAGUUGUGGCUAUAGCUAACACUUUUAUUUGUAGCCAUGGUAGAAACUUACCUAGGGAUAUUGUUAUUUCAUAUCAAUGAGGAUCAAUUUAAAUAAAAUCAUUUUUCCCGA
Nematostella vectensis (starlet sea anemone) is the source of this 1334-nucleotide messenger RNA. Its product is annotated as gelsolin-like protein 1. The coding region runs from base 75 to 1175 and encodes 366 amino acids. Gene Ontology annotation, molecular function: actin filament binding. Lineage: Eukaryota; Metazoa; Cnidaria; Anthozoa; Actiniaria; Edwardsiidae. The record is from RefSeq and is a predicted model, not a curated record. The transcript is spliced from 15 exons.